GUGCAGUUGUCCUUCGCUUAUUCUUAUUUUUUAAACUCACACUGUUCCAGCCAGUGUAAGGGAUAAACUAUACUGGAGAAGGCAGGAGCCGAAGUGUUGAGGGACUUGAAAUGGCCAUAUUGCAUCAUCAGCAGCCACCCAUCAAUGGAUUUCUUCACUACCCACUUCAGAUUUCGCCAGUUCAGAGACGAGGGCAAUGGCGGGUUCAGAGGAACUUGUCCCUUCUAGCACACUCAUCAGCUCCUUCAAGGACCCAAAGGAUAAUGGAGAGCAUUUCAGUAGAUGGAGAAGUUGGUGGUGCUGGAGGUGCAUACUCAUAUAAUGCUUUGAAAAGGUUGGACCAAUUGUGGUCUAGUGUAUGCUGUUCUCAAACCGUUAUGCAGGAGCCCCAAAAAGUUGUUUCAAGUAUCCCUGGUUUGUUUAGACAUUCUGAUCAGGCUCACAAAGCAGUUGAUACAUUUGAUGUGUUGAUUUGUGGAGGUACUUUGGGAAUCUUCAUUGCAACAGCAUUGAGUUCCAAAGGUCUCCGAGUAGGCAUCGUCGAAAGGAAUAUACUAAAAGGGAGGGAACAAGAGUGGAAUAUCUCAAGGAAAGAGCUUUUGGAACUUGUAAAAGUUGGUAUACUAGUGGAAGAUGACAUAGAACAAGCUACAGCUGUGAAAUUUAAUCCUAACAGGUGUGGAUUUGAGGGGAAGGGCGAGAUUUGGGUUGAAGACAUUCUUAAUCUUGGUGUUUCACCUGUAAAGCUUAUAGAGGUGAUGAAGAAACGCUUCAAUUUGCUCGGUGGAGUUAUCUUUGAAGGUUGCAGCGUGUCUGGCAUAGUCGUAUACGAGGAUGCAGCGGUUUUGCAGCUAGCCGAGGGUCACAUUUUGUCAUCACGUCUUGUCAUUGACGCAAUGGGAAACUUUUCCCCAGUAGUUAAACAGAUAAGAUGCGGAAGGAAGCCAGAUGGUGUCUGCCUCGUUGUGGGUUCUUGUGCUCGAGGUUUUAAGGACAACUCUGCAAGUGAUAUCAUUUAUAGCAGUUCAUCAGUGAAGAAGGUUGGAGAGACAGAAGUACAAUAUUUUUGGGAGGCAUUUCCCGCUGGUUCUGGCCCUGUGGACCGGACUACUUACAUGUUCACUUACGUUGAUCCUAAACCAGGAUGCCCAAAGUUGGAAGAUUUAUUAGAAGACUACUGGGAUCUGAUGCCAAAGUAUCAGGGAGUCUCUAUCAAUGAUCUAGAGAUGUUGAGGGUUAUCUAUGGCAUUUUUCCUACAUAUCGUGACAGCCCAUUGCCAGCAGCAUUUAAUCGUGUUUUACAGUUCGGUGAUGCUAGUGGCAUACAAUCACCAGUUUCAUUUGGUGGUUUUGGGAGCUUGACUAGGCACCUUGAGAGAUUAUCCACUGGAAUAUAUGAAGCAAUUAGCGAAGAUCUUCUCGACUCACAGAGCCUGUCCCUGCUUAAUCCUUACAUGCCCAACAUAAGUGCAUCAUGGUUGUUUCAAAGAGCAAUGUCAGCAAAGGAACAGUCUAAUGUUCCAUCAGAUUUCAUUAACGAGCUUCUCUAUAUCAAUUUCCAGACUAUGCAGAGACUAGGGGAUCCAGUUCUACAACCAUUUCUUCAGGAUGUUAUACAGUUUGGGCCUCUUUCCAAGACACUAGGGCUGGUUAUGCUGACUAAGCCGCAAAUUCUUCCAUCAAUAUUCAAGCAGGUUGGCAUUCCUGUGCUUCUUGACUGGUCUGGACAUUUUCUCAUGCUUGGCUACUACACAUUUCUCUCAACCUUCAUUGACCCUCUGAUCAGGUCAUUGAUAAAUGCAUUUCCAGCCAAGAUGAAGUAUGAUUGGAAGCGGAAUCUUGAUGCCUGGAAAUAUGGAUCUGGUUUAGACUACAAACACGGAGCACAAGGAAACAAGACACAUCAUUAAACAGCUGAAACGAGUGCUCAUAGGAAGAGCAGAUGCUGAGAUAGUACUUACUAGUAUAUCCUGGAAAUGUUAUGAAAAAGGAAAAAUUUAAGCACUGCCUUAAACCUGAAAAUAAAAGUGUUUUAUUGAUAAAUUUUUACACUUGCUUGAGAAUAAUGUCAAUUGCAUCCCAUUCUUUUCUUAGAA
Malania oleifera is the source of this 2096-nucleotide messenger RNA. RefSeq lists its product as uncharacterized. The record is from RefSeq and is a predicted model, not a curated record. The transcript is spliced from 18 exons. The coding region runs from base 111 to 1910 and encodes 599 amino acids. NCBI's taxonomy places the organism in Eukaryota, Viridiplantae, Streptophyta, Magnoliopsida, Santalales, Ximeniaceae.